AGGAGGAAGAGAAGCGUGUUGUUUGUUUAGGUUUUCGCAGACAAAAUGGGGACUCCUUCCUCCUUUGUUUGUAUUUUAGGACUCUUCGCCCUGCUGUCGCGCACAUCAGCAUCUUCAGAUGUGUUCGAUAGCGUUUUGGGAAGCACCGCAUCUUGUCAUAAAUCAUGUGAAAUGACAUACAGUUUGCACACGUAUCCACGGGAGGAGGAACUCUAUGCCUGUCAGAGAGGCUGUCGUCUUUUCUCCAUUUGUCAGUUUGUUCGUGACAGCGAGGACCUGAAUCAGACCAAAUCAGAGUGUGAAUCAACCUGUCGGGAAGCCUACAAACACUCUGAUGAGCGGUAUGCAUGCAACCUGGGUUGUCAGAAUCAGCUUCCAUUUGCAGAGCAACGCCAUGAGCAGGUACAAUUGGAGGCCAUGGUACCAAGGAUUCACCUGCUGUACCCCCUGACGCUGGUCAGAGGAUUUUGGGAUGAUGUAAUGAGUCAGGCCCAUAGCUUUAUCACUUCCACAUGGACAUUCUACCUCCAGGCUGAUGAUGGCAAAGUUGUCAUUUUCCAGACUGAACCACAAGUCAAGUUUUUUUCCCAGUUUGAACUGGAAAAGGGAGAUAAAGAGGAGGAACAGAAGAGCUUCCCAGGGUUGAGCAGCCCAGUUUACAAAGAAUACCAUCGCACUUUAAUCCAGGAGAGGGACAGAGAUAUGACUGGGGGCCACAGUUAUGAUGAAUACAACCUCUUCAGCUGUCUCUCAAGGAACCCUUGGCUACCAGGAUGGAUCUUGACCACAACUCUGAUCCUGUCUGUGCUGGUCCUGAUUUGGAUCUGCUGUGCGACUGUGGCAACUGCUGUAGACCAGUAUGUACCUGCUGAGAAAUUGAGCAUCUAUGGUGACAGGGACUACAUUAAGGAACAAAAACUAACUCCAUAUCCAGCAUCCUCCCUGCUGAUCAUCACUUCCAAAGGGCCUGAGGAAGAGGCCGGGCCACUCCCCUCCAAAGUGAACCUGGGCCAGUCCAACAUCUAGAAGCCAAAGCUGUGGCAGAGAAGGGACAUCCUCCUGUACGAAUAACCUUUUAGUUGAUUUUUAUCAUCUGGCACAAGACCUGUGCUGCUUGUGGUUUAAACAGGAGUAACUACUUGCAGAGCAUUUUGUAUCUCGAUAUUAUGUCUCGUCUCCCUUUGAUGCUUUUAAAAUUGGAGUGAUGAAAAGGUUUUUUUCUGUAUAUUGGUAUAAUUGAGGCAUUAUAGUAUAGUGAUGGCAGUACAAGGCCAAUAGGUUUUGGGUUUUUCUUCAAUCUUCAUGUGUGCAUGGUGUUCUUGGUGUUUUUAUUUUAGUGAAUAACGUUUAAAUGAACUGCUUUUGACUUGAACUGAUACAGUUUUACCCAAACCCUCAACUUUUGGUAAAAUAGAUUGUGCUACUGUUGCAAACUCUCUUCUGUUUCUACUGCAGUACAUUUCCAGACUAUUGAAUUUUACAAUAAAAUGCUACGCUCUUGACUAAUAGUGACGGUACAUGCAGUAGGUCUUUCCCGCUUCACUGUUGUCUGUUCUCAUAAUGAUGGAUCAGAAUUAAAUACAAUGAAGUGAA
Messenger RNA from Seriola dumerili (greater amberjack), 1593 nucleotides. It is a transcript of the gene tmem59, whose product is annotated as transmembrane protein 59. Gene Ontology annotation, cellular component: late endosome; lysosome. NCBI's taxonomy places the organism in Eukaryota, Metazoa, Chordata, Actinopteri, Carangiformes, Carangidae. The transcript has 8 exons. Gene Ontology annotation, biological process: positive regulation of autophagy. The record is from RefSeq and is a predicted model, not a curated record. Bases 46 to 1026 code for a protein of 326 amino acids.